This is a messenger RNA of Ictidomys tridecemlineatus (thirteen-lined ground squirrel), 4397 nucleotides long. NCBI's taxonomy places the organism in Eukaryota, Metazoa, Chordata, Mammalia, Rodentia, Sciuridae. The record is from RefSeq and is a predicted model, not a curated record.
UCUGGACAGGACGGUAUGUGGUGCAGGAAGGUGUGCUCCUUCCUUAACUGUAGAGGUUCCUCUCCUGACCCUAAACACCUUAUUCUCCUUCCAGCCUUUGCCUUGUGUCGUGCAUUCAACCUGGACACUGAAAAUCCAAUGACCUUCCAAGAGAACGCAAGGGGGUUUGGGCAGAGUGUGGUCCAGUUUGAGGGAUCCCGCUCCUUUCAUCCCCUUGAGAGUGACCAUGUGCAUUCUAUCUCUGCAGUCCCCAUGGAGGCUGUGAACAUGUCCUUGGGCCUCUCCCUGGCGACUGCCAUCAACCCCUCACAGUUGCUGGCCUGUGGCCCCACCGUGCACCAAACUUGCAAGGAGAACACAUAUGUGAAUGGCUUCUGCUUCCUAUUUGGAUCCAACCUACUGCGGCAGCCCCAGAGGUUUCCAGAGGCCCUCAGAGCAUGUCCUCAGCAGGAGAGCGACAUUGCCUUUUUGAUUGAUGGCUCUGGUAGCAUCAUUGAAAACGACUUUAGGAAGAUGAAGGACUUUGUGUCAACAGUGAUGGACCAAUUCAAAAAGUCUAAAACCUUGUUCUCUUUGAUGCAGUACUCAAAUGAAUUCCAGACUCAUUUUACCUUCAAUUAUUUCAAGAAAAAUCCUAACCCAAGAUUGCUGGUAAACCAAAUAAGACAACUGCAGGGGACAACAUACACUGCCACAGGAAUCCGCAAAGUAGUAAGAGAACUGUUUCAGAGUGCCAAUGGAGCCCGGGAAAAUGCUGUUAAGAUCCUAGUUGUCAUCACUGAUGGAGAAAAAUAUCAAGAUCCCCUGAAUUAUGAGGAUGUCAUCCCUGAGGCCGACAGAAAGGGGGUCAUUCGCUAUGUCAUUGGGGUAGGAAAUGUGUCUUUGGGCCUGGUGCUUUUGUUGUGGAUUUCUACUUGGACAUACCCUCCCUUCAACUUGCAAAUACUGGUGAAAUCAGUGAGGCAAGGGUUCCUGCUAACCCAGACGGACCUGUGCAUCAGUUAUCUAUUGUCACUUCCCUCAUCAAUCCUGUUCGACCUCUUUUUCCAGAAUGGUCCUUUGCUGGGCUCUGUGGGGAGCUUUGACUGGGCUGGUGGAGCUUUUUUGCAUAGGUCAAAGAAUGAAAUCACCUUCAUCAACACAACUAGGGUGGACUCAGACAUGAAUGAUGCUUACUUGGGUUAUGCAUCUGCAGUCAUCUUGAGGAACCGGGUGCAAAGCCUGGUUCUGGGUGCACCUCGAUAUCAACACAUUGGCCUGGUGGCGAUGUUCAGACAGAAUGCUGGUGCCUGGGAGACCAACACUAUUAUCAAGGGCAACCAGAUUGGCUCCUACUUUGGGGCUUCCCUCUGCUCGGUGGACAUGGACGGUGAUGGAAACACCAACCUGGUCCUCAUUGGGGCACCCCAUUUCUAUGAGCAGAUGCGAGGGGGCCAGGUGUCCGUGUGUCCCUUGCCUAAGGGGAUUUUUUACCCACAGCGGAUUACAGGCUCCCAGCUUUCCCCCCAGCUCCAGUAUUUUGGUCAGUCACUGAGUGGCGGUCAGGACCUCACAAGGGAUGGAUUGGCAGACCUGGCUGUAGGGGCCCAGGGACAUAUACUGUUGCUCAGAUCCCAGCCAGUGCUAAGAGUUGUGGUGACCAUGGAGUUCACACCCAAGGAAGUGGCAAGGGAUGUAUUUGAGUGUCAUGAACAGGUGGUGACAAGCAAGGCUGCUGGGGAGGUCAGAGUCUGCCUCCUUGUCCGAAAGAGCACACGGGAUCGGCUAAAUGACGGAGAAAUCCAGAGCACUAUCACUUAUGACCUGGCUCUGGACCCUGGCCGUCCACGCUCCCGUGCCAUUUUUGUUGAGACAAAGAACAGCACACUCAGACAGACACAGACCUUUGGCCUGAGCCAGAAAUGUGAGACCCUGAAGCUAUCAUUACCGGUUUGUGUGGAGGACUCAGUGAGCCCCAUUGCCCUGCGCCUCAACUACACUCUGGUGGGGAUGCCCUCAUCCUCUUUUGGAAACCUUCGGCCAGUUCUGGCUGUGGAUGCUCAGAGACUGUUCACAGCCUUGUUUCCCUUUGAGAAGAAUUGUGGUGAUGACAACAUUUGCCAGGAUGACCUAAGCCUCACAUUCGAUUUCAUGAACUUGGACACCUUGGUGGUGGGUGAUCCCCAGGACUUCAUUGUGACUUUGACUGUGAGAAAUGAGGGUGAGGAUUCCUAUGGGACUCAUGUCACCUUCUACCACCCAUCUGGCUUGUUCUUUCGGAAGGUGUCAGCGGCCCAGAACCAGCGCACACAGCGAUCCUGGCGUCUGUCCUGUGACUCUGGUUCUUCCACUGAAGGGCCUGUGGCUUUGAAGAGCACCAGCUGCAUCAUAAACCACCCCAUUUUCCCAGGCAACUCAGAGGUCACCUUUAAUGUCACAUUUAAUGUGGAGCCUGAUGCUUUUCUUGGAAACCAGCUACUCCUCAAGGCUAAUGUGACCAGUGAGAACAAUAUGCCCAGGACCAAUAAAACUGAGUUCCAACUGCAGCUGCCGGUGAAAUAUGCUGUCGUCACGGUAGUCACCAGUACUGAGGUUUCUACCAAAUAUCUCAACUUCACGGCCUCAGAGAAGACUAGUCAUGUUAUACAGCAUCAAUAUCAGUUCAACAACCUGGGUCAGAGGAGCCUCCCCAUCAAUGUGACCUUCUGGGUCCCUGUCCAGCUGAACCAUGUGACAGUCUGGGACCACCUUGAGGUCAUCUUCUCCCAGAAUGUCUCAAGUGCUUGCCAUACUGAUAAGAGACCCCCUACCCACUCUGACUUCCAGGCUGUACUUAAGAAGACCCCAGUGGUGAACUGCUCCAUUGCUGUCUGUCAGAUAAUCCAGUGUGAAAUCCCAUUCUUUGGCAUCCAGGAAGACUUCAACGUUGUCCUCAAAGGCAACCUCUCAUUUGACUGGUAUAUCAAGACUUCACAUAACCACCUCCUGCUUGUGAGCACAGCAGAGAUAUUGUUUAACGAUUCCAUGUUUGCUCUACUCCCUGGACAGGGGAUGUUUGUGAGGUCCCAGACAGAGACCAAAGUGGAACCAUAUGAAAUUCACAACCCUCUGCCACUCAUUGUGGGUAGCUCCAUUGGGGGCCUGGUGCUCCUGGCCCUCAUCACUGCUGGACUGUACAAGCUUGGCUUCUUCAAGCGACAGUACAAGGACAUGAUGAAUGAAACUGGUCCCCAAGAGGCACCGCCCCAAUAACAGCUCCUUCUCCAAUGCAUGGCCUCUUUGACAGCAAGCAGGACUUGAGUCAGACUAACAUGCAAGUCCCUAGGGUGCUGGACAGACAUGACCUUUAGGAAACUGGUAUAUUUAUGUCUCAUGAAGACCUGCUUGGGCUUCCAUUUGUGUGUAUGCAUAAAUUGUGUAUAUGAUUCAGGUGUUUUCAGCACCUCUUGGUCAGAAGGUAAUUGGCCGGGGGACCUGGGGUUAUGGCUCAACGGUGGAGCACUUUCCUAGCACAUGUGAGGCCCUGGAUUCAAUCCUCAGCACCACAUAAAAAUAAAUGAAAUAAAGGUAUGUGUCCAACUACAACUAAAUAAUAUUUAUAAGCCCAGCUAAUAACCUUGUUAUUAUUAUUUAAUAAUAAUAGUAAAAUAAUAAGGUAAUUGGCUGGGCUUCCUUGUGUGUGGGUAAAGAAGCUGUUGCGCCACCUUCUGAGAAAGGUGAUGGCAGCAGCCCUUGUGGGCAAAAAUAAAGGGAAAUGAAGCAGGAGCUCCACUCUUUGACAAAGGAAGUGAGACUUUCCUGCGUGGGCAAAUGAGCAGACCCCUGGAGCCUGUGAAGCCAGAACUUAAAGUACACAGAGAAGCCGUGGAAGGAACCAGGAGCUUGUGAGCUGGCAGGAUUCUGUCCAAAUCCAUUUCAUACUAGAGUCAGUGGGCCCAAUAAAGAUGUCCAACGAGGAAUGAUAACCCUCCCUUUAUUUAUUCGUUUAUUAUUUCAAAGUUACUUUUCUUUUUGAAUUGAUAAGCCUGUCCAUCAUACAAAAAUUGAAAGACAUUCAAGAGUGAAUGGUGAAAAGUCUCUCUUCCCUCCUUGGGGGGCAGUCAGGGUUAUAUUUCUUCAAAAUUCUAGGCAUGUGCAAACGCACACACAAAUACACAUACAUACAAGCCUUUUUUUUCUUUUACACAAAUGGUAGCAUACUUUGUACUGUUCUGUAUCUUACUUUUCCAUUAAUAGCUCAGAUUGUUUUAUGCCAAGAUAAAUUACUUUUUCAUUCUUUUAUACAGCUGCAGAAUGUUCUAUUGUGUGAUUGUGUAAUAAUGUAGUGAACAUUAUUAAAAUAUCCUUUGGAUAUUUUAUUUCUAACUUCUCACUAUUAUAAGCAAUGCUGAAUUAAUAAAUUGGAUGUGCCAUUUUCA